AUGGCCUACACUUCCGACAGUGAACCUUCGGCCAUGGGCUACGCGCAAGGAUUAGAAGGACAACCCCAAAGUCUAGCGUUAUCGGGGUUCGCUCCACAAGGCGAAGGACAAGGACCUUUGAUUUUAUCAAUGAUGAAUCAACCACAGCAAGAAGCAGCACAACAGCCUCUUGUGAUCUCCAUGAUGGGCCAAGCACCCCCGCCGCAGCAGGCUCCGCCACCAAUUUUCUUAUCUUUCAUGGCGCCGCCACAGCCCGAACCGCAACAGCAAUAUUCGCCGCUGAUCAUCUCGAUGAUGGGUGGUCAACAAGAUUCAUCUUAUCCGCAAGCGCCGAUGAUCCUGUCGUGCAUGAGCGGUGCCCAAGGCUACUCGGCCCAGCAAUAUGGUCCUGGUCUCUCGAAAAUGGGGGCUCCAGUAGCAGGUCAGCAGGGCACGGGUCUCUCAAGCAUGAAAAGUGGCGGAUAUCCGGGCGGUGCUGCCGGCGGAAUGCGGCUUUCCCGCAUGCAGACCGCAGGAUAUCCCGGAGUUGCUUCCGGGGCGGCCGGCGGGAUGCGUCUCUCAAGCAUGCAAGCUGGUGGAUAUCCGGGCGGUGCUUCCGGAGCUCGCCCUGGUGGACAUCCGGCUGGUGCUUCCGGAGCUCGCCCUGGAGCCGCUCCCAGUGGAGUUCCCGGAGGAGCUCCGAGCGGUCGUCCAGGAGGCCAUCCCGGUGGAGCCGCCGGAGUGCGCCCAGGCGGAGCCCAGAGUGGUGCCUCCGGGGCACGCCAAGGCGGUGCUCCCCCCGGAUUCGCUAAGGGUGUACCCCCAGGCGCAGUUGGGCCACAGGCUCCGAAAGGAUACCCUGCCGGAGCUCCGGGUGCUUCUCGAGGUCCCUCAGCGAGUCAAGCAGCAGGUGUCAAAGCAGCUCAGUCGGCCAUGAGUGCGAAGGCAGGCGGCAAAAUGGCACUACCCGCUGAACAGAUGACAGGAAAAUCGACGGACGCGCUCUCCAAGUCGAGAAAAGCAGCCGCUAAACUGCCAGAUUGGAUCAAGCCGAAAUAA
Galendromus occidentalis (western predatory mite) is the source of this 1038-nucleotide messenger RNA. Its product is annotated as translation initiation factor IF-2-like. Bases 1 to 1038 code for a protein of 345 amino acids. NCBI's taxonomy places the organism in Eukaryota, Metazoa, Arthropoda, Arachnida, Mesostigmata, Phytoseiidae. The record is from RefSeq and is a predicted model, not a curated record. The transcript has a single exon.